UUUUGCCGCAAACCUAAUCGCUGCAAUACAUCACUGCCAGCAGUGGCCCAGCACAGCAUCGCUCUGCCCGGCACAGCUUGGUCCAGCCUAACCCUUUGCGCAAGGAUGAGCUGUCAGUCAAGGAGGGAUCCAAUGGAUGUACAAAUAUCCGUUCACAUUGGUGGAAGUAACGUGAGGCACAGUGAGGAACAAGGCAAUGCAGGGGCAAACAGACCUGAUCCAGGUGUCUACAACUGUUCCUCCAGGAGAUGUGACUGCUGUCGUUACAUGAAAGCAAACAUCAAACAAUUUGAAAGCACAGGAACGAAGAAGUCUUACAGCAUCAGAGAAGUUCUGAGCUGUGAUACAAAGAGUGUCAUAUACGUGAUUGAGUGCCAGAAAUGCAGAGAGCAGUUUGUGGAGAAAACUGUAGGUCCCCUGAAGAAAAGGUUCAGUACUGUAAAAAACUCAGUCUUGAAGAAACAGUAUCGUCCUGUUUCCAGACACUUCAACAGCGACGGUCACUCUUUGGAUGACCUGAGAAUAUUUCCAAUCGAGCAGGUCAGUGAUAUUGAAAAACUAAAAGAGAGAGCAGAGUACUGGCAUGAAGAACUUGUACUGCUGGAUGUUGAAGUAGAUGAGCUGCAGUAUGAAUGCGAAGCGAUGGAGGAGCAGGGUCGUGUCCCAGGUGAACCGGUGCAGCCAAGCAGGGCAUCAGCGGGAGACUCGUCCACCAGCGUGGCACCUAAAAGGAGGAAUGAGGAGGAAGGUGGUGUGAGCCCAGCAAAGAAGAGGAGAAAGAAGAAAAAAAGAAUUUUGUUCUCAAGAGAGAUAGAACAACUUCUGAGUACAUGUGAGGAUGCCAUGAAAAACUGCAGAGAGACUAUAGCAGACAUUUCCAUGAAACUUCAAAACGUUUCCUGCACAGAAAGCAUGGGAUUUUUGGAAACCUUUCAGUAAAACUUUAUUUCUUUUUACACUGUUAAAAUAUUUAUGAUAGACAAGUACAGUAUAUUUUUGUAUACAAGUGUUUUCAUAGAAGUGCUGUAAAUUGUUUCAUAGCAGCUGCUCUUUGUUUUGCAGCAAGAACAUCACGUCAUUAA
Scleropages formosus (Asian bonytongue) is the source of this 1082-nucleotide messenger RNA. RefSeq lists its product as uncharacterized. The transcript has 8 exons. The record is from RefSeq and is a predicted model, not a curated record. Bases 106 to 939 code for a protein of 277 amino acids. NCBI's taxonomy places the organism in Eukaryota, Metazoa, Chordata, Actinopteri, Osteoglossiformes, Osteoglossidae.